This is a messenger RNA of Nanorana parkeri, 2097 nucleotides long. RefSeq names its product ELAV like RNA binding protein 4 (gene ELAVL4). Gene Ontology annotation, cellular component: ribonucleoprotein complex. The transcript has 8 exons. Gene Ontology annotation, molecular function: RNA binding. The record is from RefSeq and is a predicted model, not a curated record. The coding region runs from base 431 to 1726 and encodes 431 amino acids. NCBI's taxonomy places the organism in Eukaryota, Metazoa, Chordata, Amphibia, Anura, Dicroglossidae.
UUUGACACUUUCUUAUGCGAGUCUAACAAAUUUUUUUUGCCUGCUGACUUAAACUGCUGUAAUGAAGAAUUAUUUCAAAUUUUUCUCCUAAAUGAAGACAAAUUAACCUGAUCUUGACAAUUAAAAAAAGAGGGUUUGUUGUUUGUAUUUUUUUUCUUUUUAACGAAAAAAUCAAGAAUCUUUUUUUGCUGUCUUCCCUCCACUGAUCUUUAAACCUCUUUGCAGCCAAGCGGGCUUCCAGUGUAUUGCGUUCCUGGUCCUUUUGACAGCAUAGAGGUUAAUGAGUGCGUCAGUCGACUGCUGUUGCCUAUGAUAGUACGAAGUAUGACUUGCAAGCUGCCCAGAGUAGGUGUUUAUUAAUGCUGAAUUGGCUUGUGGUGUAGCCCAUCUGGACCAUAAGAGACGCUGCAGAUUUACUUGUGAUGUUAAGAUGUCCAUACCGUUUGGAAAGGAUGUUUGCUGGAGACAGGCUGAGAGAUACACUAUGAAUCCAUCUCUUUUACAUGCGUCUGCUGCCACUAAUGACUUACAAGGCUGCUCAUUUAGGAUAAUUAGCACCAUGGAACCUCAGGUGUCGAAUGGCCCAACUUCCAAUACGAGCAAUGGACCAUCCAGUAACAGUAGGAACUGUCCUUCACCUAUGCAGACUGGGGCAGCUACAGAUGACAGCAAAACUAACCUCAUAGUCAACUACUUGCCACAAAACAUGACACAGGAAGAGUUUAGGAGUCUGUUCGGGAGCAUCGGGGAGAUAGAAUCCUGCAAACUGGUGCGGGACAAAAUCACAGGCACACAAUUGGAGGAACACUUCAAGAAUUUUGCCACUGGCACAAAAUGGAAACCCCUUACUGAAGAGGGCCCUAUCUUUGGGAAAGGGCAGAGCCUAGGAUAUGGAUUUGUUAAUUACAUUGAUCCAAAGGAUGCAGAAAAAGCCAUUAACACUUUAAAUGGACUCAGACUACAAACCAAAACCAUCAAGGUUUCCUAUGCCCGUCCCAGUUCUGCAUCAAUCCGUGAUGCUAACUUGUAUGUUAGCGGCCUUCCAAAAACGAUGACGCAGAAAGAGCUGGAACAGUUAUUUUCACAGUAUGGACGCAUCAUCACCUCAAGAAUUUUAGUUGAUCAAGUUACAGGUGUGUCUCGGGGAGUCGGAUUCAUCCGCUUUGACAAAAGAAUAGAGGCAGAGGAAGCCAUAAAGGGCCUGAACGGACAAAAGCCAAGUGGAGCAAGUGAACCAAUAACUGUGAAAUUUGCCAACAAUCCUAGUCAGAAAACUAGCCAAGCAUUGCUCUCCCAGCUCUAUCAGUCCCCCAACAGACGCUAUCCCGGUCCUCUUCACCACCAGGCACAGAGGUUCAGGCUGGACAAUUUGCUUAAUAUGGCCUAUGGCGUUAAGAGGUUUUCUCCAAUCACUAUUGACGGAAUGACAAGCUUGGUUGGAAUGAACAUCCCCGGGCACACGGGUACCGGCUGGUGUAUCUUUGUUUACAACCUCUCUCCCGACUCAGAUGAGAGUGUCCUUUGGCAGCUUUUUGGUCCAUUUGGGGCAGUCAACAAUGUCAAAGUCAUCCGUGAUUUUAACACCAACAAGUGCAAGGGAUUUGGCUUUGUCACAAUGACCAAUUAUGAUGAAGCAGCUAUGGCUAUCGCCAGCCUUAAUGGAUAUCGCCUGGGAGACAGAGUUCUGCAAGUUUCCUUUAAAACCAACAAAACCCACAAGUCUUGAAUUUCUAGCCUACAUCGAUCUAAAAAAAAUUCUGUUCAUGAACAAUAUAAAGAAAAAAAGAAAAAACAGACUAUAAAUGGCUUAUAACCAACCAUGGACUUUAUAAGCCAGUGUUGCCUAAGUAUUACCAUUGGAUAUCCUGUGAUAAACCAGAAAGGAUUUUAUAAUGCUUAGAAAAAAGAAAAAUAACAAAAAAACUUUGAUGCAUUGAAUGUUCUUUCAUAGCUGUCGUCGUUGAAUAUAAUAUACAUAGAAUACAAUGAGCAGGGCUUUUUUUAACCCAGCCGGCUAGUUUUACGCCUUCUUUGAAGGUGGCUGUUUUUAAGAUGACCAUGAGUUCAUUUGAAGAGUUAAAAAAUUAAAAAAAAUAA